GUUUUACCGGCCAGCUCGCCAAGCAACCGACCAAGCGCGAGACCUGCGUCGAACAAUUUCACAUUUGCACGCCGUCGCCCACGCGCUCACACCGUCGAUGUACGCGCAGGUACUACUCCGCACUAAUUAGUGCGUCGUGCAAAUCUCAAAAUACCUACGCCUCCACUGCCUACACGCGCGUGCCGUGAGCGGGCCGAGUCACCGCAAGUCUACAAUGCCUACAGGCGACCGCACUAAUUACAACGAUCCGGAGCAUGAUAAGAAGCUGCGCGAACUUGGUAAGGGCGGCCUCACGCGCACUCCGGGGUGUGCUUAUCCGAGCAAGGAGCAACCACCGCUACCGUACGUCCAUGAUGAAAAUGGCAGCGAGAUCACGGUGGGCGACUGGGUGCGGAUCGAAGACGAAGUCUAUAAAGUUCGCGCGGUGGACGUGAGCGCGAUGAAGGUCGAUAUUGGUAAUUAUGACAUGGAACUGGCCACGGACUGUGUCGGCGUCGUCCGAAGCAUUGAUGAGCUGGCUGAGGACGGCGUGAUCCCAGAAGGCGCGAAACGCGGGGGCAAACAUUAUCAUCAAUACGAAAGAAAAUUCUACGACGCGCAGCAUAAGCCUCUUGCUACUCACCCCGACUACCGCUUUUCUAGUAAAGUAGUGCGCUCACGGCGCGACUCGGUCCGCAAGAAGGAUGCAGCGCGGAAACGGGAUGCACGCGCGCGACAGAAGGACGAGGACGACGAGGUGGCGCCACGCGUGCUCGACGGCAGUGGGCAAAUGGCCUGGCGUAAGGAUGCUCGCUUGGGCGCCCGAAAGGUCGCCGCCGCCCUCAAAACAUGCCCUUGCGGCUCGGGUCUUGACAGCGAGUGGUGCAACAAGUGUGACCUGCCCGAUUCGGGCAAGUCGUGGCAAAAGUUCAGCGUCGCGACGCCGCUCUACGGCGGGACGUCGGAUGACUCCCACAAGGAGCUGACGGGUAUGUCGCGCGAGGACUUCGCGAAGUACUUGGAGGCGUGCAUGCAUCCGGCGCCGCCCGACGUCAAAGCUGAGCUGCUCGGCGCGAAGCGCAUGCUCUUCGGCGUGCCCGUGGGUUCGAUGGAGCGCGAGCACGUGUGCCCGAAGUCGGCUUAUGUGCGCUCCCUUGGAAGGAGACAGGUGAUCGGCUUCGAGGCCGACGGCACGACGCCGAACGCCGCCGCGAGGGGCGCCUACCGAUUUUGCGAGUUCCAGUGGAUGUACUGGCGGCAAAAUGAGCGGAAGGGACGGGGCUUUAGCGACGAUCUACGGCUCCUCUACGAGGAGCGUCUGUUGUGCUGCAUGUCUCAGCGGUCGUUGGCCUUAUACAAGGUCGACCGGCUCGACCCUCAGGUCAAGUUUUACAGCAUCGGCACGAUCGUCAGCAAGCUCAAGGCCUGGGGCGAGGCGCGGGCCGAGAAGCUCGAGUCCGAGGUGUUUGUCCCGAUCGGCGCUCCCGUCAACUGGCUCGCGGAGGCCCGCGUCGGGAUGGCGGAGGACGACCGCGAGAUCAAGGCGUGGCGGCGCGGUCGCGGCGAGGACGUCGAGGACGAGGACGAGGAAGAAGCGGCGGUCAACGAGCACGACCGCCAGCGCGUGGCGCGCGAGCGGGCGGCACGCGGUGUGGAAAUCAAAUUGACGGCGCCCCACGCCAUCGACGCGAUGUAAGAUGACACGUAUCCACACAG
Messenger RNA from Pelagomonas calceolata, 1695 nucleotides. Lineage: Eukaryota; Pelagophyceae; Pelagomonadales; Pelagomonadaceae. The record is from the annotation of a GenBank genome assembly.